Molecule: messenger RNA, 1959 nt
Organism: Mesocestoides corti
Lineage: Eukaryota; Metazoa; Platyhelminthes; Cestoda; Cyclophyllidea; Mesocestoididae
Source: the annotation of a GenBank genome assembly
AUGCUUAGUCGCGUCCUGGGACCGGAAUUUGGUGGUGCUGUCGGGGCAGUGUUUUACCUCUCCCAAGUGUUUUGUGCCGCCCUUUACCUAUCCGGUUUUGUUGAGGCUGUCUGUGCGAACUUUGGCCCUGGAGGCGUUCUAAUCAGUGAAGGCCUUCCAGGCGUCAGCUAUUGGUGGAAAUAUCUUUAUGCAAGUUGUGCUAACUUUUGCUGCCUUCUGGUGCUGUGCGUGGGAAGUCGCAUGUUCAUGCGGACAAAUGUUCUUCUGCUUUUGCUCGUCUUUGGAGUGAUUGUGUUCGUCGCCUCGGGAUUCUUUCAGCCUGCCUUCGAUGUACCCGUACCACAAGUAAAUGGACUAGUUUACAAUCAUAGUAACCCAAAUCAGACCGUGGUCAUGGUUGCUUUCACCGGCUUCAAUGCUACCACAAUGAAAGACAAUCUAUUUGCCAAUUACACUCUCGAUUACGAAAGCGGUGGGCAAACGAGUUUCGUACUUCUAUUUGCCGUUCUCUUUUCUGGCGUUACUGGUAUAAUGAACGGGGCAAACAUGUCAGGCGAACUGCGGAAACCGUCAGUUUCCAUACCGAGGGGCACCCUUGCGGCAGUGGCUACCACCUUGUCUGUCUACCUCAUUCUCACCGUCCUAACUGCCGCCACUUGCAGUAGGCGUUUGCUCGUUGACAACUACUCGUACAUGCAAAGCAUCGCAUUCUGGCCACCGCUCGCAACCGUGGGCGUCCUCGCCACGACCCUCUCCGCGGCGCUGGGCAACCUGAUUGGGGGCUCGCGCGUCCUUGAGGCCUUGGCUGUGGACGAAAUCUUCGGCACUUGUCUCCGACCCAUGAAGUGGACAACCGCCGGUGGCAACCCCAUUUUCGCCGUUCUCUUCAGUCACUCAGCCGUUCAGCUGAUAUUUUUCAUCGGCAACAUGAAUGCCAUCGCACCGGCCGUCUCCGUCUUCUUCCUGCUCGCCUACGCCUCUGUCAACCUCGCCUGUGCCCUUUUAGACACUGCGUCUCCCGCCAACUUUAGGCAAGAUUUCGAGCCAACUUUUAAGUCGUUUAAUUGGGUGACUGCACUUUUGGGGAUGCUCGGGUGCCUGGCGAUGUGCAUCCUCAUCCAGCCCCUCUACACCCUCGGAGCCGUCGCUCUCCUCGCGACUCUCGUCUGCUGUCUGCACCGCCGCCGGAUGACCGUCUCCUGGGGCCACAUCGGACAGGCCCUCAUCUUCCACCAGGUGCGAAAAUACCUCCUCUUGUUGGAUGCCUCGAAGGAACACGUCAAGUAUUGGCGACCGCAGAUCCUCCUGCUCGUUGCAAGUCCCCGGUCGGCCGCUUCUCUUGUGCACUUCAUGAAUUCGGUGAAGAAGGGUGGCCUCUACGUUCUGGGCCAUGUCAUCUCGUCAACGCAGUCCGAACAAACUCACCUCGACACUGAUGAUCCCUGCAUCAUCGCACAAAAAAACCUGGUGAGCUACGUCAAAUGCUUGAAAGUGAAGGCCUUUGUCGAGGUGACGCUCAGUGAGGACAUCCGACUCGCCCUUGUCCACUUGGUGCGGAUCUCCGGUCUCGGAGCCAUGAAACCAAACACUGUCUGCCUCGGUUUCUAUGAUGAUGCCGAGCCCAUCGUGAGUCGGUCAUUUUAUCGAUCCAACUCGCAUAAAUACACGCACCAGAGAUCGCGCAGUUGUGACAACGAGAUUCUUCGCAACGAGGAUUUCUCCCUGUCUCUGCCUCAACCAAGAAGUUCAUACACUCCCCUCCAACAAGGCGACUCAACUCAAAGACGCAUUUCGCCUGUUGAAUAUGUUGCAUUCUUACAGGACCUGAUCAAAAUGAAGGUAUUGAAGCAGAGCAGUUGUGAUAGGCAGGGCAUUUUUGAUAACGGCGUCGUUGAGGUGUUAACUGGCAAAGCCAACUCGAUAAUCGAUGGGAGUGGUGGAUCGCACGCAUCGACGUAG